CCAGAUCCGAAAUCAUUCUCACCCCUCUCUCUGUCUCUCUAGCCGUCUUGCUUGCUUCUGUGGUAGUCUUCGGUCUCUUACGAUACAAUUCGCACAGUUCUAGAUCGAAGAAAGAAAAUAUGUUUGGGAGGGCACCGAAGAAAAGCGACAACACGAAGUACUAUGAGAUCCUUGGAGUUUCAAAGGAAGCUUCGCAGGAUGAUCUAAAGAAGGCUUACAGGAAAGCGGCCAUCAAGAACCAUCCGGACAAGGGUGGUGACCCAGAAAAGUUUAAGGAGUUGGCCCAAGCUUAUGAGGUUCUAAGUGACCCAGAGAAGCGUGAGAUCUAUGAUCAGUAUGGAGAGGAUGCUCUUAAGGAAGGAAUGGGUGGUGCAGGCGCUGGACAUGACCCGUUUGACAUAUUCCAGUCCUUCUUUGGGGGCAAUCCUUUUGGCGGUGGUGGAAGCAGCAGAGGCCGAAGGCAGAGGAGGGGAGAGGAUGUGAUCCAUCCCCUCAAGGUUUCCCUGGAAGACCUCUACAAUGGGACAUCCAAGAAGCUAUCCCUCUCUCGGAAUGUUAUCUGCUCCAAGUGCAAGGGUAAAGGCUCCAAGUCUGGUGCUUCAAUGAAAUGUUCUGGAUGUCAAGGGUCUGGAAUCAAAGUUUCCAUUAGACACCUUGGCCCCUCUAUGAUCCAGCAAAUGCAGCAUGCUUGCAAUGAGUGUAAGGGCACUGGUGAGACCAUCAAUGACAAGGACCGCUGCCCUCAGUGUAAGGGAGAGAAAGUUGUUCAGGAGAAGAAAGUUUUGGAAGUUGUUGUGGAGAAGGGUAUGCAGAAUGGACAGAGGAUUACAUUCCCUGGAGAAGCUGAUGAAGCGCCUGACACUGUCACAGGGGACAUUGUUUUUGUUUUACAACAGAAAGAGCACCCUAAGUUUAAGAGAAAGGGUGAUGACUUAUUUGUUGAACAUACCUUGUCCCUUACAGAGGCACUCUGUGGCUUCCAAUUUAUAUUAACCCAUUUGGAUGGCAGGCAACUCCUUAUUAAAUCCCAACCUGGUGAAGUUGUCAAGCCUGACCAAUACAAGGCCAUAAAUGACGAGGGAAUGCCAAUGUACAAGAGGCCCUUCAUGAAGGGUAAAUUGUAUAUUCACUUCACAGUGGAGUUCCCAGACACCCUCAACCCAGAGCAGUGCAAGGCACUGGAAGCGGUGCUGCCCCCAAGAGCUUCGGUGCAGCUGACGGACAUGGAGGUGGAUGAAUGUGAAGAGACCACACUGCAUGAUGUGAACAUUGAGGACGAAAUGCGCCGCAAGCAAGCACAGGCCCAAGAGGCAUAUGAGGAGGACGAUGAUAUGCCUGGCGGUGCUCAGAGGGUCCAAUGUGCCCAGCAAUGAUGAAUGACUCUGUUGAUCAACAACAAAUAGGAAGAUUUGGAGUCCUUGAUUUGGAGAAAAAUAAUCUUUAACAUCGAUGUCUUCUGUUAUAGGGAGCGUGUUAGAUUUUGGUUUGGGUUUUUUCUUAUGUUUCCAUAAACUUAUACUGUAUGAGAUUUAUUUGAAUUCUAGUGUACUUUUAAGAGUUGUUAAUUGUUUCUUGGGUUGUAUAUCUAUAUCAUCUGGAUGGUUCUUGUGCCAUCUAGAUAGACUCUGUCAGAGAGGCCACAACAAAUGUUUUAGACUUUCCAUC
This is a messenger RNA of Corylus avellana, 1665 nucleotides long. Its product is annotated as dnaJ protein homolog. Gene Ontology annotation, molecular function: ATP binding; Hsp70 protein binding. The record is from RefSeq and is a predicted model, not a curated record. Gene Ontology annotation, biological process: response to heat; protein folding. NCBI's taxonomy places the organism in Eukaryota, Viridiplantae, Streptophyta, Magnoliopsida, Fagales, Betulaceae.